Messenger RNA from Eutrema salsugineum, 753 nucleotides. Its product is annotated as probable aminotransferase TAT3. Gene Ontology annotation, biological process: biosynthetic process. The coding region runs from base 67 to 648 and encodes 193 amino acids. Gene Ontology annotation, molecular function: pyridoxal phosphate binding. Lineage: Eukaryota; Viridiplantae; Streptophyta; Magnoliopsida; Brassicales; Brassicaceae. The record is from RefSeq and is a predicted model, not a curated record. The transcript is spliced from 2 exons.
UAAAAAUUAUAAAUUUCACCGGGGUCAACUGACCCCCUCACCGUCUAGUAGCUCCGCCACAACGGGAUGUUCAAAAACUACAGCUUAAAUAGCAGAAAGAUGGUUUUGUUCCCAUCCCCCGGUGAGCCCUCCGCUUUUCCCACCUUCAGGACUUGCCCUGAAGCAGAGGAAGCCGUGGCCGCAGCCGCACGCUCCUGCAUGGCCAACAUUUAUGCACCAAGUCCCGGAAUUUUCAAGGCCAGAAAAGCAGUGGCAGAUCAUUUAAACGGAGAGCUUCCGUCUCAGCUUAGAGAAGAGGAUGUGUAUAUCACCGGUUGUUGCAACCAAGCGAUAGAGAUCGUAAUAGAAUCCAUUGCCGGAAAUCUAGCGGCCAACAUUUUGCUUCCAUGGCCAGGUUAUCCUCACUAUGAUGCUCAUGCAAUCAAUAAUGGCAUCCAGAUCCGCAAAUACGAUCUCCUCCCUGAAAGAGAUUUCGAGAUCGAUCUCGACGGCUUCGAGGCCCAACAAUCCUUAUCAUUAUUUUGCUUCCAUGGCCUCGAGGAUGAGAAUACCAUCGCAAUGGUUCUUAUCAACCCCAACAAUCCUUAUGGGAAUGUCUACACCUACGAUCAUCUCAACAAGGUUUUCGUUCAUAUAAUAAACAUAUAACUUUUUCGAUAUAUGUGACAUAUAUUAUCAAUGUUUAGGUUAUCUUUCCACUUAAUAGGCCAGUAAUAGAAGUUUAUCCUAGUUACAUAGAUAUAACAGCAGCAA